Molecule: messenger RNA, 3887 nt
Organism: Eriocheir sinensis (Chinese mitten crab)
Lineage: Eukaryota; Metazoa; Arthropoda; Malacostraca; Decapoda; Varunidae
Product: protein LSM14 homolog B-like
Exons: 7
Coding region: 114-1862 (582 amino acids)
Biological process (GO): cytoplasmic stress granule assembly; P-body assembly
Cellular component (GO): P-body
Molecular function (GO): mRNA binding
Source: RefSeq, a predicted model, not a curated record
AGUGCGAGGCUGCGAGGUAGUCUUCCUGGGGACAAUGGCUGAGGCGGCGGCCAGAUCGUAGCGGUAAUCGGAAGCCAUCGGAGCGGAGAGACGUCGUAUAGAGCACCGUCACCAUGAGCGGCCCAAUUCCCUUCCUCGGGAGCAAGAUCAGCCUCAUCUCCAAGUCUGAAAUUCGCUAUGAGGGGAUUUUGUACACCAUCGACGCGCAGGAGUCCAUUAUUGCGCUGGCCAAGGUCAGAUCCUUUGGGACAGAAGACCGUCCAACCGAGAUGCCAGUUCCGGCCAGGGAAGAAGUGUAUGAGUACAUCAUCUUCCGAGGCACAGACAUCAAGAAGAUUGAAGUGUGUGACACCCCCAAGCAACCAACUCUCCCUGGGGGCCUCCACAAUGACCCGGCAAUUGUUCAGCAUUCAGCCCCAGCAGUUCCAUCAUCCUUCCAGGCAGCCCCAUUCUCCAGGCAGUCCCUUGGUCCAAUAGGGGGGAGCCUGGGCCUGUCCUAUGGUUCCUAUGGCCAGUCAAUCACCCAGCAGGGUAUUCCCGGAGCUGGAGGGUUUCCCAUGGGCACCACAUCCCAGCCCAGUGAGUUGAGUACUGUGGGCACGAGUGGUGGUAGUGGUGUUGGUAACCUGGAUCAGCCCUCGGGAAGUGCCCCCGUGGCUGUACAGGCCCCCAUUGGCCCCCCUCCCCAGUCGGGUGCUCAUGCCCUUCAUCAAACAGACAUCCUGGUGGGGUCGAGGUCCUCUACACCAACGGCCCGGAAGUCCCCAGUUUCUGAUGCUGGCGUGCAGGUGUCCCCACCCCCCAACAGGGAGGAGAAGAAAAAGCCCCAGCAGAGACAACCCCAGCAGGAAAGAGUCCAGCGUAAUGGGAGCCAGCCCGUGCAGGUCCGUCGGGGCAACCCACCCCAGGCCCACCAGCAGCAGCAACAGCAGCAGCAGCAUCACCAACAACAGCAUCACCAGCACCAGCACAUGGGGCCUCAGCAGGGUCAGCAGCAGCACCACCAGCCCUCCAUGCAGCAGGGACAGCAGCACCAGCAGCACCACAGCCAGCACCACUACAACAAUCAGUACUAUCAAUACCAGCAGUACCAGGGGCGUGGCGGGGGCAUGAACCGGGGCCGGGGCACCAGGAGACCCACAGGGCAGCGGGGUCGGGGCCAGAGCUUCAACCAAGGCAACCGGCAGAGGCAGUUCCAGGACCGCCAGCUGUUUGAGAAGGACUAUGACUUUGAGCAGGCCAACGAGGAGUUUGAGGAGCUGCGGAACCAGCUGGCCAAGACCAAGAUCACAGAGAACGGUGACAAGAAGGACGAUUCCGGCCACGAGACAGCGGGGGAGACUGUGGAGGAGGACCCCAACACCUGUUACGACAAGACAAAGUCCUUCUUCGACUCCAUAUCCUGUGAGGCCAUUGAGCGCAGCAAAGGGAAGAGCCAACGUCCAGACUGGCGGUUGGAGCGCAAGAUUAACGUGGAAACGUUUGGCGUGAGUUCGGCCAGGAGAGGCUACUACCCACGGGGCCGAGGAGGAUACUACCGCGGGGGAUACUACCGCACCUACAACAAUUACAACCACGGAUACUACAGCAGGGGUGGUGGCAGCGGUGGGUACAGGGGCGGCCGAGGGGGUGGUGGCAUGGGGAGCAGCAGUGGUGGCCGGGGGAUGGCAGUGGGGGGAGGUGCACCAGGAGCAGUAGGAGUGGCACCAGCAGCAGCACCCGCGGCAGCAGCAGCGGUAGCAGCAGGAGCACCGGCCCCAAGUGCGCCGGUAGUGGCAGGCCUGAACGGAGUCUCACAACGAGGGGGGGGUGGCGCGGGCUCCUACUCGGCCACAGUCAGAAAUUCCACCCCCACCAAGUAGCCGUGGGGGUGCAGAAAGACUCCCAGUGACGGUGUGUUGCUCGGACGGAGAGAUUGAUGAACGCGCUGGAAUUAUCUUGAAACACUGUGCCUAGAUGAAGGAAGUAUUAAAGCUUUAAUAGAUGCAAAAGAACCCUUGCUUUCGGUGUUGGUCUGUAAGGGUCGUUCCAGGACUCUGGUGUCAUAAUACAAAGGGUACAGCAGUUUGAGGUAAUUUGUCGGUUCUAACUCGUUUAGAAAAAUAUUACAGACUUAGUAUUUUUGUUAUAUUUCAUGAAUUUCACACAAGAGGAGAAUAAUUUGGUUUCAUGGUGAUUGCAAUUCUUUAUCUGAUGAGCAGAUAGAUAGUGCUAUACAAGACCCAGUGAGGUGUAGAAGACUUGACCUGUUCAGACAUGGGAAUGCUGUGACUGGAAUGAAGGAACCGGAAUGAUCACAGAAACGGAAUCAGUUGGCAUGAAGGUAUGAAUGAGGCAAGGAAGAGACUGGAACCUGGCAAGCUUAAGAUAAGGAACUUUACGAGAGAAUGUGUUGAACAGGUCUUAACCUUUUCACUGAUGCUGGUGUUUGUGUUCUCGUUGACACGACCAGCGACAGCAUCUUAAUUUUGUAGUCUUCUAGGUGCAAGCCGCGAAGAAUUAUGGAAGUCCACGUUUUGUUAGGUGAUUUGUAUACACUAUACUUAUUUUUUAUCUUCGGCAAGUGGCAAAAAAUACCUAUAAAUUCAUACGUACAAAUAAGUCCCUUCUUGAGGAUACUAGGCAGAUAGGAUGGAAGGGUUGAUCAGAACCUGCAUGUAAACAGAUUGUGUGUACGUAGGUUUGUUGCUUGGUUGGUUAGGUGAUUGGUUGCGACAGAUGGAUCUAGAGGGAGGCGAAUUGUACGUCGGUAAAUAAGAAAGACGUAUCGAUAAUGACCACAGUGUUGACAAUUUUCUAUUAGACUUGACCAACCGGCUAGUAUAUUAGGAAAACCCAAGGAGAGGAAAGAGGGAAGAUUGUUUGUAUGUAAAAAUGUUCAAGAUUUGCCAGGGUGGUGAAUGGUGACACUCAAGACAUGAACGAUAAGAAAAAUAAAAAGAAAGAAAAUGUGACAAAAGAAGAAAAUUAUGCAAAGAAGUACAUGACAACAAAUCCUCCAGUGAUCAGUUAUAUAAUUGAAGAUUAUACAACCAGCUGGCCAGUUUUAUGGAUACCCAAGGAAAGAAAUGGAAAUGGAAAUCUGAUGAAUUUUGUAUUGUGUUGACUUAAUGGCUGGCCAGGGUGAAUAUGAAAUGGAGAAGAUUGUAUGUCACUAAAUAUGUACAAUGUGUUAAUGCAUAACCCAGUGACAGUUUACAUGCAUUGCAAGACUAAUAUGGCUGGACAGGCUGAUACAGAAGACAAAAAGACUGCCUGUAAGGAGAUAGUACAAGAUGUACAACUACAAACCGCCCGAGUGAAGCAUUUGAAGAAUAAAAGGAGAGACUACACUUGGCCACUUGCUCACCGAAUCAAUAUACAAGACCAUGAACCAGACUAUAAGAAGAAAGAAGCAUGAAGAUAAUGAUAGAGGAAAAAAAGAAAGAAGCCUUUAGAUAUUGAUUUAAGGAAAGAAGUAAGUCUGGAGAUAAUGAUACCAGAAAACAAGAAGAAGGAAGGCUGAAGAUACUGAAAAGUAGAAAAAGGAAGAAAGAAAAUAGCCCGAGUUUUUAAGUAUACAAGAUAAGGAGAAAAAGAAUGAGCCUGGAGAUACUAAUACAAGAGAGAAGAAAGCCUGGAAAUAGUGAUAAAAGGAAGAGAGAAGUCUGAAGUUACUGAUGCAAGAGAUUCACACCAGCAAGAAGGGCGUGGCUGACCGUAGGUUAGUCGACGCCUCUGUCCCUGCACACCACCAUUGGUACAUCAGGAAGGAUUGGCUCAGCAGGCGGGGCAGUGGACAGACAGCAGCAGCGGGGGACAGCGAAGACCAUCACCCGCGUCGCCUGAGAAAAUUCGACAAAAAGUGCUUUGGAACAUCUAUUUUUACAAUAAAUGGAAAGCACAAA